CAUUGUUAAUGCGACACCUUUCAAUUGCCCUUCCAGCAAAUAUUUGCAGUUACGCACUAAACUGAUUGGCUUACUUUAAAUUGUGUGUAAAUUCACCCAUAUAUAUCAUUUGGUCACAAAGUGAGCAAAUUCGUCAAAGUUUCUCGCAGUGAAAUUCGUAUUACUCAGUAAACCAGUAUGUUCCAGAAACUAGUCUUCUUUGCGUGCUUGCAAGUUAUCUUCAGUUAUUAUCUAUAUAAUGAUAAAACUAACCAGGUUAUUUCAUAUCCUGCGCUAGACAAAUUGCCAGAGGGAUUCAAAAUAAUUCGUCCUCCAAGAACAUUAAAAAGAGCAUUUAUAGAUAGGUCCAACUUAGUUUGCCAAGAUAGUGGCUUCCACUGCAAGGAACCGUUCGACAAAUCUGCAACAUUUCAAUUUGAAUGUGAAAUCGAUGAUCAAUGUCCCCAAAAUUAUAAGUGCUGUCCGCAGAAAUGUUUUAAACAUAAAAUAUGUUCACAAGGAAACAUUCACAGUUAUGGAAUUGGCAACGGCCCUUCUGUGAAUCCUUUUAUUCAUAGAAGAUCCAGCCAACCUGACAAUGAUUCGUCUAAGAACCAGAAGACACCUAGACACUGUCAAAAAUGGCCAUAUCCUUGCUCACGGCCAUACUCGUACCAUUUUUCAAACCCAUAUAAAUGCGACAUAGACGCACAAUGUCCACAAGGGUAUUUAUGUUGUCAGCAGGAUUGUUUUCUGCAUAAAAUUUGCUCCAAGGAGCUUUCUUCAGAUGAGUACGUCGAGGAAUUAAGAAGAGAUGAUCAAUCUGCAGUAACUAAAAGAACUACUACUUUAGAACCAGAAAUAACGUCUGCAACUGAUGCUCAAACCGAAACUACAACUAAUGAAGCUACUACUCCUACCACAACUGAGCCAACCACUACAGAAGAAAGCAAUUCAGAAGAUGAAGAUAGCGAGGAAACAACCACUGUUAUCGAGAUCACAACCAAGGAGAAUGAUAUGGAAGAAAAAGAUAAUGAGGAUAAUAAAGAGAAUACUAACGAAAGAAAUCCUGUGGCUAUUGAAACUACCACCGAAAAAGAAGACAGUGAGUAUGAGGAAGAAGAUGAGAGUGAAGAGAGUGAAGAAGAAAUUAAAACUACCACUGUAGAUCCCAAUGCCAUCAUCCCUGAAUAUAAAGACUAUUACGAUUCUGCUGAAUCUGAAGCUGAAUAAAAUCUGAAUGAAGUACAAAUUAUUGAGCUUUUUGUAUUAAACUAUUAUUUUAUUUGCUCUGUUUUUAUAAUUUUAAAUAUACUUAUCAAUUCAUACUGACAGAAUGAAGUUGCAUACAAUAAAUAUACAUUUUUUUA
This is a messenger RNA of Diabrotica virgifera virgifera (western corn rootworm), 1349 nucleotides long. RefSeq lists its product as uncharacterized. The transcript has 3 exons. Lineage: Eukaryota; Metazoa; Arthropoda; Insecta; Coleoptera; Chrysomelidae. Bases 178 to 1212 code for a protein of 344 amino acids. The record is from RefSeq and is a predicted model, not a curated record.